Messenger RNA from Rhineura floridana, 4747 nucleotides. It is a transcript of the gene GABBR1, whose product is annotated as gamma-aminobutyric acid type B receptor subunit 1. The transcript is spliced from 18 exons. Gene Ontology annotation, molecular function: G protein-coupled GABA receptor activity. The coding region runs from base 163 to 2718 and encodes 851 amino acids. The record is from RefSeq and is a predicted model, not a curated record. Gene Ontology annotation, biological process: gamma-aminobutyric acid signaling pathway; G protein-coupled receptor signaling pathway. Gene Ontology annotation, cellular component: G protein-coupled receptor heterodimeric complex; membrane. NCBI's taxonomy places the organism in Eukaryota, Metazoa, Chordata, Lepidosauria, Squamata, Rhineuridae.
GGCUGGCUCGCCCGCCCGCCCGCUCGCUCGCUCACUGCAGCACCGACGCCGGGCAGCGCCAUGGAGGAGCCGGCUCUGGCGCCCUCGCCGCCGCCGCCGCACAGUGCAGCCGCUGCGCGCCCUCACCGCCGCCGCCGCCCCUGACCUCCGGCCGGCCACACCAUGGCCUUGCCCGGCCCGCGGCCCGCCGGGGGCCCCCAGGCGGCCUUGCUGGUGCUCACGGGCUGGCUUUUGCUCUCUCCCCCGCUGGGCGCAGGCAAGAAGAGGCUGCACAUUGGGGCGCUCUUUCCCAUGACCGGCGGCUGGCCGGGGGGCCAAGCCUGCCUGCCCUCGGCCCAGAUGGCCCUCGAGGACGUCAACAGCCGCAGGGACAUCCUGCCCGACUACGAGCUGCGCCUCGACCACCGCGACAGCGAGUGUGAACCUGGAGUGGCCACCAAAUUCCUCUACGAGCUCCUCUACAAUGAUCCCAUCAAGAUCAUCCUUAUGCCAGGCUGCAGCAGUGUUUCCACCCUGGUGGCUGAGGCUGCGCGUAUGUGGAACCUCAUUGUGCUGUCGUACGGCUCCAGCUCUCCAGCCCUCUCCAACCGCCAGCGCUUCCCCACCUUCUUCCGGACGCACCCUUCGGCCACACUGCACAACCCUACGCGCGUGCAGCUCUUCAAGAAGUGGAGCUGGACCAAGAUCGCCACCAUUCAACAGACCACAGAGGUGUUCACCUCGACCUUGGAUGACCUGGAGGAGCGAGUCAAAGAGGCUGGCAUUGAGAUCACUUUCCGCCAAAGCUUCUUCUCUGACCCUGCUGUGCCUGUCAAGAAUCUUAAGCGCCAGGACGCUCGCAUCAUUGUUGGGCUCUUUUAUGAGACUGAGGCACGAAAGGUCUUCUGUGAGGUAUACAAGGAGCGCUUGUUUGGGAAGAAGUAUGUCUGGUUCCUGAUUGGCUGGUAUGCUGACAAUUGGUUCCGCAUCAAGGAUGCCAAUAUUAACUGCACAGAGGAGGAGAUGAGGGAGGCAGUGGAGGGGCACAUUACCACCGAGAUCGUCAUGCUGAACCCAGAGAACACCCGCAGCAUCUCCAAUAUGACAUCACAAGAAUUCAUUGAUAAGCUGACAAAGCGCGUGGAAAAAUCUCCAGAGGAGACAGGUGGCUUCCAGGAGGCUCCGCUAGCCUAUGAUGCCAUCUGGGCACUGGCUCUAGCACUCAACAAGACCUCGACUGAGCUGAUGAAAAAAGGGAUGCGUCUUGAAGACUUCAAUUACAAUAACCGGACCAUCACAGAUGAGAUCUACCGGGCCCUCAACUCUUCGGCCUUUGAGGGCGUCUCGGGGCAUGUGGUCUUUGAUGCCAGUGGCUCUCGGAUGGCCUGGACCCUCAUUGAACAGCUUCAGGAUGGCAUCUAUAAGAAGAUUGGGUAUUAUGACAGCACCAAGGAUAAUCUUUCCUGGUACAACAAUGAAAAAUGGAUUGGGGGUGUCCCACCAGCUGACUACACAAAGGUCAUCAUCACUUUCCGGUACCUCUCCCAGAAGCUCUUCAUUUCUGUUUCGGUGCUAUCCAGCGUGGGUAUCCUAUUGGCCAUCAUCUGUUUGGCCUUCAACAUCUACAAUGGGCAUGUCAGAUACAUCCAGAACUCACAGCCGUACCUCAACAACAUGACAGCUGUGGGUUGUGCACUGGCACAGGCGGCUGUCUUCCCACUCGGGCUGGAUGGCCUUCACAUCAGCAAGGACCUCUUCCCCUUUGUUUGCCAGGCUCGGCUUUGGCUCCUGGGAUUGGGUUUCAGCUUGGGCUAUGGCAGCAUGUUCACCAAGAUCUGGUGGGUGCAUACUGUUUUCACCAAGAAGGAAGAGAAGAAAGAACGGCGGAAGACUCUGGAACCCUGGAAGCUCUAUGCCACCGUUGGGUUGCUCGUUGGGCUCGACUUUGUCAUCUUGGCCAUCUGGCAAAUAGUCAGCCCGCUGAAGCGCACCACUGAGGAAUUCACCAAAGAGGAGCCCAAAAGUGAUAUUGACGUGCUGAUCCUGCCAAAGCUGGAGCACUGCAGUUCGGAAAAGAUGAACACUUGGCUGGGGAUCUUCUAUGGCUUCAAGGGGCUGCUUUUGCUUCUCGGCAUCUUCCUUGCCUAUGAGACGAAGGGUGUCUCCACUGAGAAAAUCAACGACCACCGAGCGGUGGGCAUGGCGAUCUACAAUGUGGCUGUGCUGUGUCUCAUCACUGCCCCUGUCACCAUGAUCCUGAGCAGUCAACAGGAUGCAGCCUUCGCCUUUGCCUCACUUGCCAUCGUCUUCUCCUCUUACAUCACCCUGGUUGUGCUCUUUGUGCCCAAGAUGCGGCGCCUCAUCACUCGGGGAGAGUGGCAGUCGGAGCAACAGGACACCAUGAAGACCGGCUCCUCCACCAACAACAACGAGGAAGAGAAGUCUCGGAUGCUGGAGAAGGAGAACCGCGAACUGGAGAGGAUCAUUGCUGAGAAGGAAGAGCGUGUCUCUGAGCUCCAGCAGCAGCUCAAAGAGCGGCAGCAGCUCCGUUCACGACGGCGCUCCUCCAACUGCGCUGCCGACAACCACUUCAACAACUCGGCCUCAGCGUCAGCAGCCACCGGCCCCAACCUCUACCAGCCCAGCCUGCCUCUCGUCCGCUGCCUCGUGGCCGAACAGGCAGACAAGCUGGGGCGCAACAACUGUGACGGCAGCCGCGUCCACCUGCUCUACAAGUGACAGUUUUCCUGGGCAAGCAAGACAAAGGGGGAGGGUGGGUGGUGCCUGCACAGCCGGGGUGGGGUGGGCAGAGGCUUGUGAAACUGGCGAGGAGGGACUUGUACAGUUGGCUGGGGAGUGAGUUUGGGGUUUUUUAGGGAAAAAAGAGAAAUCAUAAUCUCUGGUCUUUGUAAAAUAUCUUUGUGUCCGUCCACCUGCCUGCCCCUUGAACCUGGAAUCCAGGUGCCGAUUGUAUGGAGACAUAUUUUAGAAGUAGCAGAUUGCAGGGACCACCACCGCCUUCUCCUCCCCCUCCCUUCCCAGAUGCAUAUGCACACUUGAUGACUUUUCAAGUGUUCUUAUCUGGGAGGAAUAGCAGUUGGAAAAGCUAUUCAGGCAGAAGCAUUCUGCAGCUGUGUGCGUGUAUGCGCGCACAUACGUGUGUGUGUGAGAGAGAAAAAAUACAUCAAGAUGAUGAAGAAUUGCCUCCUGUGGUUUCUGUUCCUGGGCGCUUAUCUAGAUAACAGUUACUGGCUGCUACAGUUAAGACUGUUGCAAAAAGCCAUGCCAGUUCUGUGUACGGUUCAGCAGCAGCGUAGCAGUUGUACUGAGUUACUGACAGUCAUGCUGUCAGCCACAGUGGAAUCUUUUUCUCCUCGCUUACCACAGGCAUAUUGCUUCUCGGUGUAGCCUGGUUGUCUGGGACAGGUAGGCACCGAACCUCAGAAGUAGUCUGCCUGUAUAAACAGUAUUUAAAGGGAUCCGUUUACUCAUGGACCAAGCCAGCCUGUUGCACCAUCAUGUGCAACUUGGUCUAAGCACUUUUGUUUGAGGCUGUACCUUAUAACCUGAACCAGGUCCAUGCAGUUAGACUGUAGUGGGCUGAUUUUGUAUGUUUUGUCAUUGAAAUGGUCCAACUACUCCCCAUUCUGAUUGUCAUUGCUUGAAUUAGGAACCCAGAAACAAGCGCAUACACACACGUAUCCAUUCCCCAUCUGGUUAUGCUUAUAGCUGCACUGGACAAUACAAUCAGACCUCAGUUUUGACCACCCUUGAUGCUUGUGUGUACUAUCAUGAGAUGGUGUGCAACUACAACUAGGUCAUCUGCAUGUAAAAUUGAAGAGUGAUGCCCAGGAAUGAUAGAGAUGGGGCUUAAGUACAGUUAGUUAGCUUGUAGGGCAACAGAGGGUAAAGCAUACCUGUAUAUCAGUUGCAGAAUGCAAUGGUUAAAUGUGGACAAACAGGUUAUAUCUAGAGACUGUAAGGAAACCCAGCCAGGUUGCUUCCUUUUAAAGGGGGUGAUUAGCCCCAAAUGACAAGAGCACCUUGCUAGCUCCAUCGUAACAAAGUUCUUAGGAAAGCAUAAUUCCUAAGGAUAAUGGGUGGGCAGAGGCACCUUAAAUGAGUGGGCUGACUUGAAGCUGUUGCUACAGGAUUGUUGCCUGAUCUGCAACCUCUGCUUUUCCUUGGGGCAUUGGCCCUCCUGCAUUUGGACUUUGGGCCAUGGGGAAGGACCAUACUCGCCACUAAUGCCUUCAUCUCUCCUCUUCCCACUGAGUGGCAGAUGGUGGCUCCUUAUCAGUGGGAAAGUGGCAUCCAUCCUGGGUUUUAGUUCGAACUUUAAAGGAGCUCUCCACAACUCUGAAAGUUCAGACUAAAAACUGCCGUGGAUUCCACUGCUCCACUGACAUGGAGCCACCAGCUGCCACUGUUCCUCCCCUCCCAACAAGAGAUGUAGGAAUCUGGAACCAGUGACAGUGAGGGCUGGACAGGAUGCUGAUAAAUAUUAGGAAGACAAUGGUCAGUAGCUACCUUAUGACCAGCCCUGAGGUUGCCUUAGUCGCUUGCAUGUAUGUAUGUGUGCAUUGUGCACACAUGUCAGUACCAGUUUCUCCCCACACUUUUCUAUUUUGAGCACUUUAUUGUCCCAGCGGAUGUGAGGAGUAAUGGGUGCUGCCAAGGGUUGGAGGAGAAAGAAGGGGAGCCCAGGUGCCUGCCAAAUGUCCCCAUCCGGCGUACAGAUGUUCUUCAGUAAAAUAAUACAAUAUGA